AUGAACGCUCAGGACUCCGCUCCACUCUCGAAGAAGGCAGCGCUUCGCAGGGAUGAUUCUUGGCGAGCGCCUUCGGAGGCUGGGUCGUUGGCUUCACGGCACCGUCUGUCGUCACGUCUCGGGACACAGAUGCCUUCUUCCACCACCGCCGCGCUCGCGCUCACAAGUAAGCAACGUCUCCUCAGCGAGGCCACUCUGCGCAGCAUUACCUUACUCUUGCGCCACACGGCAGCCCAGGUCGAGGCGGCCGCGUUGCAGGAUGCAAUGGAAGAUCCCUUGGCGAGUGAGUACAUCAUGACGAGUGGGGGCCGUGCAGACGAGCACAACGUCAACCCCACCACUGUGAGCGUUCCGGUCGCGUCUUUCAUUGAUGGCGAUGCAGAUCGGUCCGCACUAAGCUCGAGGUCUUCGUCGGGGAGCGGUGUGGAUUGGGUGUCGGGAAUGUCGGUGACCUCAUCAGCGCAUGACGCGGCGACGCACAGCACCGAUUCGCCGCCGCAGCAGCCCAAACGGGGAUCUAAGACUAUGGCGCAGGCGUCCUCCAUGCUGACAUCGUCGUCGGUCCCAGAGAACCGACCUCAGCAAAGUUGCUGUUCACCAUCCCCGUGGGAGCUGCGCCGUCGGCCUCGCGUCAACUUUAGUGGGACUCUCGUCGACCACGCGAUUCGCGCCGUGGACGCCGCUAUCAGCAGCCCGUCAUACUCGUAUAGCUUCCCAGAGAAGUGGUUUGGUCCCCCAGCUGACGCGCUUGCGCUGCAUGCUGUGCAGAGCUCGGCGGGGGACACCCUCCUCAACCCCAGCAUGAAGCGAGCAUCGAUGACGACUGCAAAGGGGUUUCGACCCCGUUGGCAGCCGCGGACGUCCCCCUUAAAGCACACUUUUACCAGGGAAGCUUCUUCUCCUGCCGCCUCGCUCUCGCAGUCGCUGAGCACCGCCGUGUUCUUGCCGGAGCGGUCGCCCGCGAGAAGUCCGACCACGUUGACGCACCGCAACUCCUUCUCCAACCAUGCCGACUGGAGCAAGGUUUCAGCGGUUGCCACCUCGCAGCCACCAUUGUUUUUCGACAAUCUGCUGUUUGACCCGGCGACGAACCGCUACCUUUUCGAAGGUCAUGCGUUCCGUGAGGAGGUUCGAGUUCUACAGGCCCCUGCGGCGGAUGCAUCUGUGCUGGCGGCGUCUCGCUCAGACGACGCGGGGAGCGGAGACAGCGUCACCAACCACCCGCGCGGCUCGCCGUCACCGUUGUUACUGCUUGUGAGAGAGUACAUCCCAGUAUCAGCCGAGUGCAGCAUCGUCGGGGAUGAGCAACAACUGCUCAGCGCGAGUGGUGGCAGCGUGGAUGCAGUCGUGGUCCAAUGCUUCUCCCUCUUGCCACCGCAGCUGGCACAUCUACGGCCCAAUCCAUACCAGCUUCUCCCCGAGACCACCACCACAAUGUGCCUACUCGUUGCGCUACCGGGCUGCGUGACAUUGGUGACAUCGCUGGACGUCUUUUUGCACGAUAUGCGGCACAGCCUCCUCAUGGCGACGGGAUCUUCGCUGGAGCGCCUCUUGAGCAGCUCACAGGAGACAACGAAGGAGGUCCGCCGGCGUCCCGAGAGCGGAGCGCAGUCGCCCGUGACGACUGUGCGCCCCUCCGCAUCUACUGCCCGCGUAAGCUUCCUGCGUCCUCGCACCUCGCUGAAAGCGGUCUGCGGUAACGGGGUCUCCGGCGCCUCACCCUCGGGCGCUGCAACGCAGGUCUCGCCGGACGCAGCGGAGAGGGAUCGAGAUGCCACACGAAUUGCCAUAGUGCAAGAACGACUUACCCAGAUAGUGGUGCCGGACGUACUCGACGAGGCGAUGCAUGCUAUCUACGCAACCCUUGUGGUGUACAGCAGUCAAUGUGAGCAGCGGCGUUGCAUGCUCGCCGCCGUGGAUGCUGUCCAUGUGCUGCAACGCUUCUUUCGUCACUGCCUCGCCGUGAUGGAGCGGGCGGUACGACGGAUGGUGCGACUGUGGCGCCAGCUGGAGGUGGAUGCGCGACUGAAGCUACAGCAGUACCGUCCGCUGCCAACGGCGAUGGAGAGGAUUGACGUGGUGGCGAACAGAAUUCUGCAGGACCACAUGCUCACCUCGGUGAACUACAAGCGUGCGUUCAUUGUGGCCCAGUGGGCAGCGCGGCGUCGCUCCUUCGCUCAGUGGAGACAGAUGGAGGAGUGGGACAGCGUGUUUGCGUCGCACGUGCGGCGCAGGGAAGGCGACGCAGACGGCGCCGUCACCAAUAGCGCUGCGGAGAAGAGGUCGCGUAGCGCCCGACUGAGCGCCGGAGAGGAGCUGCGGUUGGAGUCGGAGUUUAACAAGCGCCGAGGCUGGUCGAGCAAGGUGAUGACGCAGUGCACGGCGCCUUCUUUCCCCUCAACUACUGUCGAGUCGUAUGCCGAGCGCGAGCAAGCCGCGAUUCGUCGUUUUCUCAGCUGGUACAUAGACCCACAGGAGCUCCUCUACCUCAGCCAUCAACGCUUGCUGGAAACACUGAAAGGCUCCGUCUUUCAGAUGGCGGAUGUGAGGGUCGAGCUGAGGCACGCUGCUAACAGACUGACGAAGGAGGAUUGCACGGCACCGCUCGAUGCUUCCGUGUCGUGCAACAGCGUUCAUCAGCACAGGUGA
This is a messenger RNA of Leishmania mexicana MHOM/GT/2001/U1103, 2649 nucleotides long. RefSeq lists its product as hypothetical. The transcript has a single exon. The coding region runs from base 1 to 2649 and encodes 882 amino acids. Lineage: Eukaryota; Euglenozoa; Kinetoplastea; Trypanosomatida; Trypanosomatidae. The record is from RefSeq and is a predicted model, not a curated record.